AUUUGUUCGAAGGGCAUAUCAUUCAAUGGGACCAAACGAAACCUGGCACGUUGAUGGGUAUGAUAAAUUAAAACCUUUUGGAAUUGCAAUAAAUGGCUGCAUUGAUGGCUUCUCCAGAAAAAUUAUGUGGCUGAAUUGCGGAAAGACCAACAACGACCCUUCAGUAAUUGCUCAAUACUAUGUCAACUGUAUAGUUGAGCAUGGAGUUUUUCCAAAGCGGCUCCGCACAGAUUGUGGCACUGAAAAUGGCACAAUGGCCGCCCUUCACUGUACCCUGAGAUCAGAGCAUACAGAUGAGUUCGCAGGUGCUAAAAGCCACAUGUAUGGAACUUCAACAUCAAACCAGCGGAUUGAAAGCUGGUGGUCCUACUUCCGGAAACAAAGGAGCCAAUUUUGGAUGGAUCUUCUCAGUGACUUGAGGGAGCGACAUCUCUUCAAUGGCAGCCCUGCACAUACAAAUUUGGUGCGAUACUGCUUCCUGGGAGUUCUGCAGAAAGAACUGGAUGAAUACAAGCAUUAUUGGAACACGCACACCAUUCGUCCUGUUCGCCAAUCCCGGUGCCCAUCUGGUAAACCUGAGGCAAUGUAUUAUGUACCUCAAAGAUUUGAUGGAAGCAAUUGUGGUUUCCCAGCAUCUGCCCAAACCUUAAACCACAUCACCAGCAUCAUGCCAGUGCCAGCAACUCCAGGUGGGGAUGAGCAUGAAACUCUAUUUGGAGAACUGCAACAAGAGAGUGGUCUAAGAGCUCCUGUGCAGUGGGAAUCAGCUGUAGAGAACUACAUCACCCUAAAAACCAUGGCUGGUCUGUAAAACUUAAGGCAGGAUUUCUUGAAAACCAGCAGGAGGCAGACUGUCGAGAACUGGAUUUGGGCACCCAGAACUAAACAAAUACAACCUUUUAAUGCAUAGUAUUGGCUAUGUCGUUAUUUCUCUGUCAUUCCAUUUGUCAAAUAAAGUUUUCUGUGUCUGAAAAA
Molecule: messenger RNA, 975 nt
Organism: Oryzias latipes (Japanese medaka)
Lineage: Eukaryota; Metazoa; Chordata; Actinopteri; Beloniformes; Adrianichthyidae
Source: RefSeq, a predicted model, not a curated record